AUGUCGACCAACCGCUACCCGGCCCUGCCGAGCCGCAUGUCGCUGAUCUCCUUCAAGACGCGGCUGCGCGGGGCGCAGAAGGGGCACUCGCUGCUGAAGAAGAAGGCCGACGCCCUCGCCAUCCGCUACCGCACGAUCAUGGGCGAGCUGCGCAACGCCAAGCUGGAAAUGGUGGAGCAAAUCAAGGGCUCCUACUUCACCGUCUCCAAGGCGCAGUUUAUAGCGGGCGACAUUGGGCUCGCAGUGCAGGAGUCGCUGAAGCUGCCGACGUAUGCGAUGCGGCUCCGCAUCGACAACAUCGCCGGGGUGCGGGUGCCGAGCUUCUCCGAGCGCGAGGGCGACGAGGGCGACUUCGGCGCGGAGGACGACACGCGGCGGCUGCGGCGGACGGGGACGGCCGGCAUCGGGCGCGGCGGGGAGCAGCUGAGGGAGGCGUCGGAGCGGUUUCACGACACACUGCGGCUCCUGGUGAAUAUUGCCUCGCUGCAGGUUAGCUGGGUGACGCUCGACAUCGCGCAGAAGGUCACCAACCGCCGCGUCAACGCGCUGGAGAAGGUGGUGAUCCCCCGCGUGCAGAACACGCUGGGCUACAUCACCUCCGAGUUGGACGAGCAGGAGCGGGAGGAGUUCUUUCGGCUCAAGAUGGUGCAGAAGAAGAAGCGGCAGCUGCAGGCAAGGAAGGCAGAGGAGGCGGCCCUCGCGCAGACGGAGCCCCGCACAGGCCCCGCUGCAGUCAAGAACGCACUCGCCAUGGCGAGCGUCGACGGCGACGCUGCCGCCGGGGUGGACGAGGCAGAUAUGGUCGUGUAG
This is a messenger RNA of Trypanosoma conorhini, 810 nucleotides long. Its product is annotated as putative vacuolar ATP synthase subunit d. Gene Ontology annotation, molecular function: proton-transporting ATPase activity, rotational mechanism. The transcript has a single exon. Lineage: Eukaryota; Euglenozoa; Kinetoplastea; Trypanosomatida; Trypanosomatidae. Bases 1 to 810 code for a protein of 269 amino acids. The record is from RefSeq and is a predicted model, not a curated record. Gene Ontology annotation, cellular component: proton-transporting V-type ATPase complex; vacuolar membrane.